This is a messenger RNA of Quercus robur (English oak), 2052 nucleotides long. RefSeq names its product putative beta-glucosidase 41. Bases 433 to 1947 code for a protein of 504 amino acids. Gene Ontology annotation, molecular function: beta-glucosidase activity. The transcript is spliced from 13 exons. Lineage: Eukaryota; Viridiplantae; Streptophyta; Magnoliopsida; Fagales; Fagaceae. The record is from RefSeq and is a predicted model, not a curated record. Gene Ontology annotation, biological process: carbohydrate metabolic process.
AACACAUUAUUAUGCUUAUCAUGUGAGUUUUCCUUUCAAUACUCAUCCUCUCUACCAAGAAUCAGAAUUCCCUGUGUAUUAAGUAGUGUAACAUGUGUCAUCUCCAGACUCCAAUCCAUCCUACUACUUCUUCCCUUUCCUUAUCUCUGUGGUGACCGGUGAAUAGCUGACUUUUGCCUGUAUAUGUUGCAUAACGUGCACACAAAGUGCAAAGAAAAUAUUUUAAGCUUACCUUCUCAAGCCAACCCAACCUAUCCAAGAAACUUCCUGUACAAUUGUUCCCACCGUCACUUUUGUCCAUUCUUCUUCGACCUUAUUCUUCACACCUUUAAAAUUAAGAUAACUAACAUUCUUUCCUCCAUAUAAUACCCUGCAAUUCUUUCUGAAUCCUCAUCAAAAACAUCUCCUUAUGCUGUCUAAAACCUUUCAACCAUGGUUGUCACUCUAAUUUUCUUUCUUCUAACCCAUCACUUUGUGAACUCAGAACCAAUUAGCAGAGAUGAUUUUCCAGCUGGGUUCGUUUUUGGAACUGCUUCUUCUGCUUUCCAGUUUGAAGGGGCUGUGAAUGAAGGAAAUAAGGGAGCUAGCAUAUGGGAUACUUUUUCAAGGGAACCAGGAAGAAUUUUAGAUUUCAGCAAUGCAGACAUGGCUGUUGAUCAGUAUCACCGUUUUAAGAGUGAUGUAGACUUGAUGAAGGAUUUGGGCAUGGAUGCUUAUAGAUUCUCAAUAUCAUGGUCAAGAAUCUUUCCAAAUGGAACAGGAGAACCUAAUGCAGAAGGAAUAAACUACUACAACUGCCUCAUAAAUGCUUUACUGGAAAAAGGAAUCCAGCCUUAUGUAACUCUAUAUCACUGGGAUCUUCCACAGACACUUGAAGAUAAAUAUGAAGGAUGGUUGAACAAACAGAUAGUAAAAGACUUUGAAUAUUACGCCUUCACCUGCUUCAAAGUUUUUGGAGAUAGAGUAAAGCGCUGGAUCACCUUCAAUGAACCUCGUGGUUUCUCAAUCCAAGGUUACGACUUAGGUAUUCAAGCUCCUGGGAGAUGUUCAAUUCUUGGUCGUCUGUUCUGUAAGAAGGGAAAAUCAUCCACUGAACCAUACAUUGUCGCUCACAACAUCCUGUUGUCUCAUGCUGCUGCUUAUCAUAGUUACCAGCUGCAUUUUAAGGAAGGACAAGGAGGCCAAAUAGGAAUAGCAUUAGAUGCCAAAUGGUAUGAACCCAUAUCCGAUACUGAUGAGGAUAGAGAUGCGGCAUACAGAUCAAUAGAUUUUGGGCUUGGAUGGUUCCUUGAUCCACUUCUGCUUGGUGAGUACCCUCUUUCAAUGAAGAAGUUUGUUGGUAAGAGAUUACCAGAGAUUUCACCUGCAACCUCAAAAUUCCUGCUGGGAUCCUUUGACUUUCUUGGCAUAAAUCACUAUACCACAUUGUAUGCCCGGAACGACAGGGCUCAGAUUAGAAAAUUGAUAUUGAAGGAUGCUAUAGCUGAUGCUGCUGUCAUUACAACCCCAUACCGAGGUGGAGUUGCCAUUGGAGAAAGAGCAGCUUCCCGUUGGAUACGCAUAGUUCCAUGGGGCAUCCGAAAGUUGGCAAAUUAUGUGAAAGAUAAGUAUGGGAACCCUCCAGUUAUUAUAACAGAAAAUGGUAUGGAUGAUCCAAAUAAACCUUCUAUAGCUUUAGACAAGGCUUUACAGGAUGAUAAGAGGAUAAGAUUCCACCAAGACUAUCUCUCAAACCUAUCUGCUGCUAUAAGGCAAGAUGACUGCAAUAUACAUGGAUACUUUGUCUGGUCCUUGCUUGACAACUGGGAAUGGAACUUGGGAUUUUCAGUACGCUUUGGACUCUAUUAUGUGGAUUACAAGAAUAACCUUACAAGAAUUCCGAAAGAUUCUGUAAAAUGGUUUAGAAGUAUCCUCAGAGUAAAUGGUGAUCUAAACAAUCAGAUUUAAGUUUUUGUUCUCACAUACCAUAUGACACACAAGUUGUACCAUGCAUUAAAAGGUACAAAAGGAAAAUUCAAUGAAAGGAAAAGAGCAAAAUUCGUUGAAGACACA